CCGGCGUCACGCAUCCUCGUCUGCUGCCGCUCCAGUUUAAUUCACAUUUGCAACACAGCGAGGUGAUCGGCUAUGGCGACUGCCACUGUGGGUCCGAGCCGCUGUCAACAUACCCUGGACAAAGACCAAGAGCUAUUUCUGGAUCGGCUGUCUGCGAGCGAGAGGAGAAAUAUCUUGAGGAGAUCUAAUAAAGAGAAGAAACGGACAGUGGCCGCAGCAGCAUCUCUGGAUCAUUUGCAUCCUCCUGCAAACACUGUGGCGCAAGGGAACCGGGAAGGCAGUGUAGCGCUACACUCAUGCAAAAGAGUCGACGUUGCGGUUAACGACCAUGCAAACUCUAUUGAAUCUGUAGAUCUGACAGGGACACGUUCAUCCCCGGCCGCUGCGGAAGUGCUAUUGAAACAGGAUAACAACAGGGUCCAGACAGACGGGGGGCAGCUUAAACCGAACGGAAUAGUUUGCAAAAGUGGUGCCGGUGCAAAACGUUUGACACCCUGCACGCAAAACGAUCCUAACCCGCAGGUUGUGCCGAAAGGUGCUAAAGAACCGGAAUCAGGUUCUGUCAUAAGUGGUCAGCAGAACUUUCAGAGGGGCGCCCGGCGAUCAUCGCAAGUGACUUUACAUCAGGCGCUGGAUUUCAGCGCUCUGAGUGAAGCAAACGGGUUUAGCGCACACAGCAUCAGCAGCAGCAACACUAGCAGUCGUAACAAGAUGCCAAUCUUAACCCAAGGGAGAUCGGGAGUGGUGAAGAUGAUGCGACACGAGCCGCCGCGGAGGGAGGCAUGGUCCAUCUUUGGACAGGAGGACCCGAGAGUGAAGAAGGAGAGGGGAGAGGGGCACUGCUUCAGCCUGACCCCUGUCACUCACGACUGGUGUGAUGCGUGUAAUCGCCAGGUGAGCUGUCAAGCGCUCAGGUGUAAAAACUGCAGCUACACUUGUCAUCAGGAAUGCCGGAGCCUCAUUCAACUGGACUGCAACCAACAGGAGAAACAACUGGAGGAUAAGCCCUCUCCAGGGAGCCCUGUGCUGCAGAGGAGAGCCAAGAAUGUCACACAACCACAGCCCCGACAACCACAACAACAGGAAGAAAAACCAAAGGUCCUUUCAGAGGAGGAGAUCAAGAGGAAGAUAGAGGAGUACAACUCCAAAGUGUCGGACUGCUUUGGAAUGAAACUGGGUGAGGAUGGAAUCUACACCGGGUUCAUCAAGGUGAACCUGAAGCUGCGGCGGCCGGUGACUGUCCCGGCAGAGGUGCAUCCCACAGGGGACAACCAGACCCCAGGCUUGGACAAGAGGACCUCCUUCUACCUGCCCCUGGACGCGGUCAAGCAGCUGCACAUCAGCAGCACGACGACAGUGAGCGAGGUCAUCCAGGGCCUGCUCAAGAAGUUCAUGGUCAUCGACCACCCCAAGAAAUUUGCACUUUACCGGCAGACGCACCGCGAUGGCCAAGAUCUCUUUCAGAAGCUGCCAGUCUCAGAUCACCCGCUGUUGCUGAGGCUGCUGACUGGCCCUGACGCUGACCUGCUGACUUUCGUACUGAAAGAAAACGAGACGUCGGACGUGGAGUGGCAUGCCUUCUCAGUCCCAGAGCUGCAAAACUUCCUGACGAUACUCGAGAAAGAGGAACAGGACAGGAUCAAGCAGGUGCAAAAGAAAUACGUUUUGUAUCGACAAAAACUGGAACAGGCUUUAAAAGAGGCAGGAGAGAAGCCUGGAUAAGUGAAAACUAGAGACCAGAAAGAAACCAGAAUAGACGUUCAUUUGAAAACGUUCCACUCAGGACACUUUCGGCCGGUCUUUUUGCGAGGGAAACUGAAGGUAAAAGCCAGAAGAGGUUGGAAGCGUACUUUUAAACGUGCCCACGUGCUGGCGGGACUGUGCCAGUUAGGACCACCCUAGGAUUAUAUAUUGAUGGUCUCUGGAUAGACCGUGUACAAUGCUGCUGCUGCUACUGCUACAAGUGCUACUUAGCAUGUUUUAUGAUUACGCUGGGUUACGUUUGCAUGACUCUGCCACUGUUGUGCGAUGGGGAGACAGAAGUCUUUGUUUUAAACUAACAAUCAUUUUUAAAGGCUUUUAAUGCUUUGGAUAUCGAUUAUAGAAGGCUAUCCUAAAUGGAGCAUGGUAUAUCUGGUAUAGCCAGUAAAAUCCCACAAUUUCCACUGGCUUACCCAAAUCCCUGAGGCUGAGAAUGGAAAAGGCCAGGAUGACACAGACUUAACAAUAAUACGGUGCUCUACUGUAGGUUUGUGAGUCUGUUUCUCCUCCGAUCUUCUGAGGAACUCAAGUUUAAGAAGUAGAAUAUUAGGUGUGCUGCCUAAAAAUGUUACAAUUGCAUGAUGUCAUGGUUAUACAUAGUAUUGAGAGGCUGUUGUGGAGUCACAGUAAUUCACUGAUUGGACAAAUCCAUGUCUGGUUUGCCUUGCUUAGCUGAAUGGAUCCUUUUGAUCUGUGCGCAAACCGGCUGUGUGUUUCUUGUGCAAGAUUUGGAGGUUUGAACGAGAUUAAAAGGCAUGAUAACCAAAUGAAGUUCAGAUUCCUUAAAUGUUGCUUUCUGUCUAGCACAAAAUAUUGAUCGCUCGACACAAGGCUGGGGGGCCGUGCUUCUUUAAGCACUUACUCAGUUCAUGGCCGUUUCUAGGUUUGGCCACGAGUACGAAGUACUGUGAAUCACAGGAAGAAAAAAGACAACACCAGAAGCACUGCAGUAUUUUACCGCUGCCACAUUUAAGCCGUUCGUGAUUAAACCAAAACCCAAACUGCAUGGGCAUUAUUAGGUUCUGUAAUACCCUCUCUGCGAUACAGUAUUCAAGGAUAACAAUGGAUAUGUCCAAGCUGAAGUGACUGUGAAUAUCAACGAGUUAACUGCCGCACUAAUCCAACAUACAAACACUGUUCAUCCAGAGUCAGUGCCUGUAGGUGUUUCAUGCAUACCCCCGGUGCCUAAUUAAGAAUGAUAACGUUUAAACACUGCACUGUGGUCCAUAAUAUAUAAAACAGUACGAGGCUUGUAUAGUGUCUGUCGCUGGCAGCCCUGUUUAGUGAGUAGCUAAACAGAUUCUAAUCCACAGCCUUGGAAACCAGAGUGCUGGGACAAAUUACACAGUAAAGGGAUCUCUCAGAAUAAAACAAAUCCAAUACCCCCCCCCCCCCAUCAAGUUACCUUGAAUAAAUGAGAAGCGCUUGCCCAUAUCGUCAUGUAUAAAUAUUACGUUCUGAACAUGAAAUUACAUGAUGACUAACAGGCAAUGUUUGUCCCAGCACUAGUUUUUAUUGAAUUUCAUUUUUUAAGCCCUAUGAUCGUACAACUAGACC
Messenger RNA from Polyodon spathula (Mississippi paddlefish), 3318 nucleotides. Its product is annotated as ras association domain-containing protein 5-like. Bases 73 to 1722 code for a protein of 549 amino acids. Gene Ontology annotation, biological process: signal transduction. The record is from RefSeq and is a predicted model, not a curated record. Gene Ontology annotation, cellular component: nucleus. NCBI's taxonomy places the organism in Eukaryota, Metazoa, Chordata, Actinopteri, Acipenseriformes, Polyodontidae. The transcript has 6 exons.